GGCAAUUUAGUGUAUGUGUGUGUGCUGAGAAAAGACAUUUUUUCUUCUUUUUUUUCAAACCACCCCUCUCACACAAUGCUCAGAAACGUUGCUCGUAUUGCUCGUCCUGCACUCACUCGUAGUGUUUUGCCUGCUGCUCGUCUCAACCUUGGUGCUGUCGCCACUGUUGCCCGUGCUUAUGCUUCUGCUAAGCCUUCUACUUCUGAAGUUUCUUCUAUCCUCGAACAACGUAUUUUGGGUGCUAACUCUGAAGUUGAUCUCCAAGAAACCGGUCGUGUCUUGUCUAUUGGUGAUGGUAUUGCUCGUGUUUACGGUUUGAAGAACUGUCAAGCUGAAGAAAUGGUUGAAUUCUCUAGCGGUCUUAAGGGUAUGGCCCUUAACUUGGAAGCUGAUAACGUCGGUAUUGUCGUUUUCGGUAACGAUCGUUUGAUCAAGGAAGGUGAUACCGUCAAGCGUACUGGUGCUAUCGUUGAUGUCCCUAUUGGUCCUGGUCUCCUCGGUCGUGUUGUCGAUGCUCUCGGUAACCCCAUUGAUGGUAAGGGUCCUCUUGACGCUGCUGGUCGUUCUCGUGUCCAAGUCAAGGCUCCUGGUAUCUUGCCUCGUCACUCUGUCAACGAACCUAUGCAAACUGGUAUCAAGUCUGUUGAUUCCAUGGUCCCCAUUGGUCGUGGUCAACGUGAAUUGAUCAUUGGUGAUCGUCAAACUGGUAAGACUGCUGUCGCUCUCGAUACCAUCUUGAACCAAAAGAACUGGAACAACGGUUCUGAUGAAGCCAAGAAGUUGUACUGUAUCUAUGUCGCUGUCGGUCAAAAGCGUUCUACUGUUGCUCAACUUGUCAGAACUCUUGAAGAAAACGAUGCCAUGAAGUACACUAUUGUUGUUGCUGCUACUGCUUCUGAAGCUGCUCCUCUUCAAUACCUUGCUCCUUUCUCUGGUGCUGCUAUUGGUGAAUGGUUCCGUGACAACGGUCGUCACUCCUUGAUCAUCUAUGACGAUUUGUCCAAGCAAGCUGUUGCUUACCGUCAAAUGUCUCUCUUGCUUCGUCGUCCUCCUGGUCGUGAAGCUUACCCUGGUGAUGUCUUCUAUCUUCACUCUCGUCUUUUGGAACGUGCUGCCAAGAUGAACAAGAGCUUCGGUUAUGGUUCCAUGACUGCUCUUCCCAUCAUUGAAACCCAAGGUGGUGAUGUCUCUGCCUAUAUCCCCACUAACGUUAUUUCCAUUACUGAUGGUCAAAUCUUCUUGGAAGCCGAACUUUUCUUCAAGGGUAUCCGUCCUGCCAUUAACGUCGGUCUUUCCGUCUCUCGUGUCGGUUCCGCUGCUCAAACCAAGGCCAUGAAGCAAGUUGCUGGUUCCAUGAAGCUCUUCUUGGCUCAAUACCGUGAAGUUGCUGCUUUCGCCCAAUUCGGUUCUGAUUUGGAUGCCUCCACUCAAUUCUUGUUGAACCGUGGUGCUCGUCUCACUGAAUUGUUGAAGCAACCUCAAUACACUCCCUUGUCUAUCCAAGCUCAAGUUCCCAUCAUCUUUGCUGGUGUUAACGGUUACCUCGAUAAGAUCCCUGUGAACAAGGUUGUUGAUUGGGAAAAGGAUUUCAUCAGCCACGUUGCUACUCAACACAGUGAUGUCCUUGAAGAAAUCCGUACCAAGGGUGUUCUCUCCAAGGAACUCGAAGCUAAGCUCCGUGAUGUCUGUGAUAACCACGCUAAGGGUUUCUACUAAAUUU
Molecule: messenger RNA, 1720 nt
Organism: Gilbertella persicaria
Lineage: Eukaryota; Fungi; Mucoromycota; Mucoromycetes; Mucorales; Choanephoraceae
Product: ATP synthase subunit alpha
Exons: 4
Coding region: 76-1716 (546 amino acids)
Biological process (GO): proton transmembrane transport; proton motive force-driven ATP synthesis
Molecular function (GO): proton-transporting ATP synthase activity, rotational mechanism; ATP binding; ADP binding
Source: RefSeq, a predicted model, not a curated record